AAAUAGGGGAAUUAUAUGACACGACGAAAUUUCCAACCAAUAUGGCUCUCCAACAAAUUGCUCAACUUAAAAACCAUCCUAACCUAACCUAGAAUGGAUACCUUAAUUAGCAGGAACUGGCUCGUAAUGUGCUAGCGGGGGUCGCACAUUGGUUGAAAAUGCAACAAUACCCAUGACUUGUCUAGACCACCCAAGUCCUUCAUCAACAUGGGUACACCAGACGAUGCAGAAUGAUAGGGAUGAAAUUUACAGACAAAAGUGUGAUGAGGUAUAUCUGAAAAUGAAUUUGAAAUAGAUACCCAGGUGCUCGAUCUCCUUCAAUUACACUUUUUAUGCUGCUAAUAUAUGGAACUGCUUAAAGAUUUGGAUAAAAGUUAAAAAGGUCUUAUUCUUAAAUGUCAAGUUUUUGGAAGGGCCAUUCACUCAUUGGCAAGAAUAGGAGAAGAGUUAUAUGUUGAGCCAUAUCCAACAGGCCUGUUUAAAUGUGUUCAAAUCACUUGUCACAUUGGUACGAAGUGUAGAGCGAAGCAAAUUGUUUCUGGAUGGAGAAGAGGCUAAGCUAGGAAUCCAGUUCAUAUGCAAAUAUGGAAUUGUCAAAAGUUACAAUUUGCCAUUCAUCGAGUGUGAAACUUUACACGCUGCGUAUGAUAAAACCUCGUGCACCAAUUACAUUAAGAGUCAAGCUCAGGUGCUAAGUAAGGCAGUCAUUAACUUCCAAUCAAACCAAGAGGAAGUUACCCUCUGUGUCUCCUCCAACAAAAUUGUCAUCAGGACCUUUGUUGAUGAUGUACCUGACCCUGGUAAGGCAAUUCACACAGAAUUGACACUUGAAGCAGGGGAGUUUGACAGUUACAAUAUACCUGAUGAUUGUGAGGUCACGUUCUGCCUGAAGGAGCUGAGGGCAAUUCUGGCGUUUGCUGAACCUAUCAACCUUUCUGUUGCAUCAUAUUUCACUGAACCAGGGAACCCAAUCAUAUUUGCUGUUGACAACCAUCCAAUGUUUGAAAGUACAUUUGUCCUUGCAACAAUGGCACCGAAAUCAAACACUCAGGCCUCACGGAACAAAGCUACAGAUAAGCACACAUCAAAACCAGGAAACGGUCAACGAAGUUCUGCAUCACCCUCAUGUUCACAAGCAGCCUCUUGGAUGAAAACACCAAUGCCUUCUACCAGUGGUCUGAAGCAGGCUAAUUCCUCUACUGUCAGAAGAUCAGAGCAAAUUACUAAUAUUUCUAAUAGGUUUGAUGAAAGUAGAGCACGUUUAUCAUCACCUCACAAUUCUUCAACUCGUGGAAAUCACAACCCCCAACUGGGUAAUGGGUCGGCACGUCAUCUGUCCACACAGCCAGUCACACACACAAACAAUGUUAAUGCAUCCCAGCUUGAGAUAUCUCUACCGAACCUUGAUGUAGUUAAUAAGGUUACAGAAGAAGAGGACGUCAUACCUGGGACUCCACCCUCCAAGAGGGCAAAAUUUUUCUUUCGUCGGUGCUUUGAGUCCACAUUUGACCCUACAACAGUACCUGGACAUGACAGGAUUUUAGCAUCUGACUCAGAUGAUGACUCCUGAGGAAAUCAUCAUAUAAGUCAUUGGUGAGAACUCUUGCCUAAAACAAAGUGCCUAGUGAUGACAAUUCCCGAGUGCAAUGUUAUUUGCAUUAAUGACACCUUAAUGAAAUGAAGUGUAUGAAAAGUCACUUGAAAAAAGUAUAUUACAGUACAGUAUUUUGGAAGUGAUAGUGAUUCAUAAAUGAGGCACACUGUUAAUUGAUAGUGAGGACUUAUGAUUAAAGCAUCUUGUUUGUAAUACUAUGGAAAGGCCUUAGAUCAGUGGUUCUUAAAUUGGGGGGCGUCAGAAGAUUCCAAGGGGGACGCGAGCGGUCAAAGAGAAAAGUCUGGUCAGGAACCGAACGCGUCUUUGUACACGAUUGCUCAUCCCUCCCACUCUAUAAUAACCAAGGGUUGCAUGGGGGGGGGGUGUCUAGGACUUAUGCAGAGGGGGGGCACGAGGCAAAAAAGUUAAGAACCACUGCCUUAGAUGAUUAUCAUGCUCAUGGACAACAACUUAGUUGGUUGUAUGUUGACAGGAUAAAUAGAUUUUUGAUGGACAACAUAAAGUUCAAAAGCAGAUUCAUAUGAUACAUUCUGCAUAAACCAUUAAAUUCUGUCUUGGAUUUACUAUGUAAAUCUAAGCCAUAAAAGCAGCCUUUGUAAGAAGAAUGUCUCAAACCAGUGAAAAGAACUAAGAUAUUAAAUAAAUGCUUACUAUCUAUACAGUACUGCUGUCUUUUUUUUUUAUUCGUAGCAAUAUGUUGAAAAAAUUUGGAUUAAGACUUUAUAAAUGAUAAUAGAGAUAUACUCUACAGUACUUUGUUUUAUUCUUAGUUUUCACGAAUUUGAUAUUUUUGAGAAACUUGUUAUUUUCAUGUAAUGAUGGAGGCUCUGAGGGGAGGGUAUCAAAAGGAAUGUAUGGUUGGCUAGAAGUUCAGGGAAAUUGUAACUUAAUUAUACCAAGGAAAGAUGACUUAAGGAAAAGUGUUUGAUAAAAUUACAGUUUAUAGAUGACCUAAUAAAUAGCUCUGGAUUUUCUAUUUUAUAUGUAAAAAAAUUUCUUUAAAGUACAGUGUAUUUGUAAUAUUAUUGAUUUAAAACUGAUAUAACAUACUAAUAUUUUGAAUAGGGAAAUAGGUUGAGGCUAGAUUGGGGAGAAAUGAGGAGUUGCAUGAAUGAUAAAAAUUUUGUGGAGAGAAAAGUUAGUGAGUACAUCUCAAUAGAGAAAUUCCUUUAAAAUGCUUUAUCUUUCAAGAGUAUUUUGUACAAGUGGUUAUCCAGAUGUUUCAAUAACUAUACAUGUUUGCUCACUUUUAUCAUUAGAUUUUUUUUUUUUUAAACUUUUUGAGUACAAUGUCAACUCCCAGGGUACAGAUCAGCCUGUAUAAUUAGAUCUUUUAACUCAGUGAGUACAAUAUCUCGACCUUUUCAAUACGAAGACCAGUUCCCAUGAGAAUAGUGAUAUUAAAGGGUUAAGUUAACAUACUCAAGGGUUUGAAUGUUGCAUUAGGUGUGGAAAAAGAGCAUGUUGCCUGUUCAUAGAUAUGUGGUAUUUGAGUUGUGUGGAUAACGGUAAGGGUUGUGAAGGUUAUGUAUACUGUAAUUCACCUUCAGUUACAGUAUUGUUUAUAAUAAAACAAUGGACACUGUCUGUAAAUGUAUUGGAUCUGCUGUUUAAAAAGCAAGAGCAAAUGAUAAAGAAUCACAUAUACUGUACUGUAUUGGAUUGUCGAACUACAUUUUUUGUGAAAUUUACUUAGCAACGGAUAUUACCUGCUGGCAAAAAGAAGUACAGUAGUGUAAUAACAGUGAAUCAACAGAUAUUUGAGUGUUCAGAAAUGUCACACUACCUUUACAGGGAAUAUAUUUGCUCUUACAAUACAUUGGUAUUUAAUGCUAAUGUCAUUUUUUUUAACCAUGUUAAAGUUAAAAUCUUCUCAUGGUCAUGUUGGAGUAAGUACUUUACAGGUACAGUACUGUAAAAAGAAAAAAGAAAAAAAGGAUGGGCCAUCAUCAUCCUGUACAAGUUUCUGAAUAAGUUGGGGAGAUGUGUACUUUUUGUUCAUGUUCUCUAGUUGUCAAUCAUUUUGUUCAUACACAUAUACAGUAUGUGUAAUAUAAACCAAAAUUGCUGCCCCACAAACUUUGUUUAUCCCAGUGUGAAUUUAUAUAUGCAGUAUUGAAUAGCAUAUCUUUGUUCUUGAUGAAGAAUUUUCAUGUGUCUAUUUUAUUUUUUUAUUUCUCUUUGUACCAGUAAAUUGUUUAAUUGUUUUUAUGCUGAUGUCUACAUUUUUGGAGAGGUACCAAUGUUGAGAUAAGAGAGCAGUAUUACUUUGAUAUAUUUGUAGUUUAUGGAAAAGAGGUAUCAUUUCCUCAAGAAAUUGAUAUACUAUAGGUUCCUAUAAACUUAAAAGCAUGAAAAUGUAAUAGGUUACCAUAUGUAAAUAGUGAUUUAGUAUUUGUUCUUCCAUUUUCCCACAAUUAACAAAGUAAUUUGUCUGUGAUAUGUACUUUAAGCCCAAUCGUCCAGUGACUGGCAGAUAGAUAUUCAUGUAAAUUAUGUAUUUUUACAUAAAAAAGGAGAAAUGUU
This is a messenger RNA of Homarus americanus (American lobster), 4141 nucleotides long. It is a transcript of the gene Rad9, whose product is annotated as cell cycle checkpoint control protein RAD9A-like. The record is from RefSeq and is a predicted model, not a curated record. Gene Ontology annotation, cellular component: checkpoint clamp complex. The coding region runs from base 452 to 1570 and encodes 372 amino acids. The transcript has 7 exons. NCBI's taxonomy places the organism in Eukaryota, Metazoa, Arthropoda, Malacostraca, Decapoda, Nephropidae. Gene Ontology annotation, biological process: mitotic intra-S DNA damage checkpoint signaling; DNA replication checkpoint signaling; DNA repair.